Molecule: messenger RNA, 1075 nt
Organism: Brassica napus (rape)
Lineage: Eukaryota; Viridiplantae; Streptophyta; Magnoliopsida; Brassicales; Brassicaceae
Product: serine/arginine-rich splicing factor SR30
Exons: 13
Coding region: 90-842 (250 amino acids)
Cellular component (GO): cytoplasm; ribonucleoprotein complex; nucleus
Molecular function (GO): mRNA binding
Source: RefSeq, a predicted model, not a curated record
GUACGCUUCUGGUUAGUUGUCUUUUGUUUCCAGAACAAUCUAACGCUUUCUCGCUCCUCCUCUUCGUGUCUCUCUCCCUGCAAGCAAAUAUGAGUAGCAGCAGAUGGAACCGUACGAUCUACGUUGGGAACUUGCCUGGUGAUAUUCGUAUGAGAGAGGUUGAAGAUCUCUUCUACAAGUAUGGACCCAUUGUGGACAUUGAUCUGAAGAUUCCACCGAGACCUCCUGGUUAUGCAUUUGUUGAGUUUGAAGAUCCUCGUGAUGCAGAUGAUGCUAUUUAUGGACGGGAUGGGUAUGACUUUGAUGGAUGUCGUCUACGGGUUGAGAUUGCACAUGGUGGUCGUAGAGGUUCAUCUUCGGUUGAUAGGCACAGCAGCAGCUACAGUGGGAGCCGUGCACCUUCUAGACGGUCUGACUAUCGUGUGCUUGUGACGGGGUUGCCGCCAUCUGCUUCCUGGCAGGACCUUAAGGAUCACAUGCGCAAAGCUGGAGAUGUCUGCUUUUCUGAAGUUUUUCGCGACCGUGGAGGCAUGUCUGGGGUUGUGGACUAUAGCAACUAUGAUGAUAUGAAGUACGCGAUAAGGAAGCUUGAUGACUCUGAGUUUCGAAAUGCUUUCUCUAGAGCUUAUAUACGGGUGAGGGAUUAUGAGUCGAGGAGUGUGAGUCGCAGCCCAUAUUAUUCUAGAAGCAGGAGUCGAAGCCGUGGUCGAAGCUAUAGUUAUAGUAGCAGAAGUGUGUCGCCUGCUAGAUCUUCUCGAUCUCCAACUCCGUAUAGCUCGAUCUCAAGGUCCCGGUCAAGAUCGAGAUCAAAUUCUCCAGUUUCACCCGUGAGAUCUGACUGAAAAGAAGACCUGGUGACCGGGAAUAGAGUACCGCCGUAUCCAAAUUGAGUCAUGCUUCUCAUGGUCCACUCGUAGUAUAAUAAUCUGAUUUGGAUUUGAGUUACUUAUUAUAUCUCGAAUGAACAAUUAAUAAUGUGUUUUUUCUAUUUAAAAACUUUUAGUUGGUCUGUUAUUGUGUCUUUUAGCAAUGAACCGAACCUCUUAAAAUAAUCUAUUUGUGGUUGCUUGAAAAA